Messenger RNA from Trichosurus vulpecula (common brushtail), 960 nucleotides. RefSeq names its product olfactory receptor 13G1-like. Lineage: Eukaryota; Metazoa; Chordata; Mammalia; Diprotodontia; Phalangeridae. Gene Ontology annotation, molecular function: olfactory receptor activity; G protein-coupled receptor activity. The transcript has a single exon. Gene Ontology annotation, biological process: G protein-coupled receptor signaling pathway. Gene Ontology annotation, cellular component: membrane. The record is from RefSeq and is a predicted model, not a curated record. The coding region runs from base 1 to 960 and encodes 319 amino acids.
AUGGAAAUAGAAUUUAUACUGGUAGGAAUCUCCAGUCUGCCAGAGCUACGCCUGUUUCUGUUAGUGUCCUUCCUAUGCAUCUAUGUAACUGCUCUAGUGGGAAACUCUCUCAUCUUCUUCACCAUCUAUGCCAGUCAACAGCUUCACACACCCAUGUACUUCCUUUUGGGCAACUUGUCUGUCAUUGACCUCUUGUGUACAUCUACGAUUGUUCCCAAGAUGUUAGCCAACCUUUUUUCUCAGAGGGCUGUCAUUUCAUUUGCAGGCUGCAUGGCCCAGAUGUAUAUGUUCACAUGGGCCUUAGUCUCAGAGGCUCUUCUUUUGGCCCUCAUGGCAUUUGACCGCUAUGCUGCCAUUUGCCACCCCCUCCAUUACCCAAUGGUCAUGAGUAGUCGUGUCUGCCUUGGGAUGGCAGGAAGCAUCUGGGCCAUUGGUAUAAGCAACUCAGCAGUCCAUACUAGCUUGGCAGUCCCCUUGUCCUUCUGCAAAUCCCUCAUUAUUGACCAUUUCUUCUGUGAGCUGCCACCCAUACUGAAGCUGUCAUGCUCUGAUACCCAUCUCAAUGAAGCUCUAGCUUUCUGUGCAGAUGUGAUAUUUGGGGUGGGGAGUUGUUCCCUUAUCCUGGUUUCUUAUGGAUGUAUUAUUGGGACAAUUCUGAGGAUUCGCUCCUCUGAAGGCAAGAAGAAAGCCUUUUCCACCUGUUCUUCUCACCUUACUGUGGUCUCCCUCUAUUAUUCCACUGUAAUUUAUACCUACAUCCGCCCAACCUCCAACCUCUCUUUGGGAAGGGACAAAAUCAUCACUGCCCUCUACUCUGUCAUUAUCCCUGUGUUCAACCCAAUUAUUUAUUCCUUCAGGAAUAGAGAAGUGAAAGGAGCCCUGCAGAAGCUGUUGGGAUGGACUUCCUGCCUUUCCCCAGGCAGAACUUCAUCAUUUAGUCUAAAAAAUCCUCCAUCUUAG